Molecule: messenger RNA, 2262 nt
Organism: Mitosporidium daphniae
Lineage: Eukaryota; Fungi; Microsporidia
Exons: 8
Coding region: 1-2262 (753 amino acids)
Biological process (GO): cysteinyl-tRNA aminoacylation
Cellular component (GO): cytoplasm
Molecular function (GO): cysteine-tRNA ligase activity; ATP binding
Source: RefSeq, a predicted model, not a curated record
AUGGCCACAAGCAAAUGGAAGAUGCCAACAACCUCGAAAUCGAUGCAACCGAAAUUGAAAAUUUUGAACACGCUUGCCAAAGAAAAGACCGAAUUCAUCCCCGAACGUGCCGACGCGCUGAUCAGGUGGUACUCUUGCGGACCGACAGUCUAUGAUGCAUCGCAUAUGGGCCAUGCAAGAAAUUAUGUGACCAUUGAUAUCAUUCGGCGAAUUAUGACGGACUACUUUGGAUACAACAUCCAGUUUGUAAUGAACAUCACGGAUGUCGAUGAUAAGAUCAUUCUUCGAGCCCGUCAAGAGUUUCUUACAUCCCAACUUUUAUCCCAGCUGUCCGGGGCCGAAAAGCCUGAGCUUGCUCCCAGUGGUAUCGUAAAGCUAGUCGAAAAGGCUGUAGCGCAUUAUCUUUCUUCCCGACUUGCUCUAUCUUCUGAUCAAGUGGAUCUUUCGAAAUUAUCGACGUUUACUUGUUCCGAGUCCAUUCGCUCGUUUUUGCUUUCACACGGAGCGAAAAAUGCUGCUGAAGAGCCUCCUGCAUUUCUUGAGGCUCUUAUUGAUGCCCUUGCGUUUGUCAAAGGAAAAGAACACUCCACCAUCCCCGAAUCUAUUCACGCGCUUUUGGGCUCCUAUUUGGACUCGCAAUAUGGACAUACUCUUUCCGAUCCUAAAAUAUUCAAGGAAUUGCCAGAGUAUUGGGAAAAAGAGUUCUUUGAUGAUAUGGAAGCGUUGAACGUGCUACCGCCCGCUGUGCUUACUCGCGUAAGCGAAUACAUUCCGCAGAUAGUUUCUUGCAUCCAGGAAAUUAUUAACAACGGCUACGGGUAUCAGCUCGAUGGUUCAAUUUACUUUGACACUUUGAAGUUUAACAACUCUCCAAAGCACACAUAUGCAAAGCUGUGCCCACAGUCUGCUGACCGCCAAAAGCUCCUUGAAGAGGGCGAGGGCGCUCUUGGAAAUUUAUCUCACGGCAAGCGUUCCAAUGCCGAUUUUGCGCUCUGGAAGCAUUCGAAAGCAGGAGAGCCUGUAUGGCCAUCUCCCUGGGGGCCCGGUCGCCCCGGAUGGCAUAUUGAAUGCUCGGCAAUGGCCGGAGAUGUGAUCCCUGGUGUUCUUGACAUCCAUUCCGGUGGUGUUGAUCUUGCCUUCCCGCAUCAUGACAAUGAGCUUGCUCAAUCAGAGGUAGUCCAUCGGUACGAUUGUGAGCAAUGGGUUAAUUAUUUCCUGCACACAGGACAUCUUCACAUUGAGGGGCAAAAAAUGUCCAAGAGUUUGAAAAAUUUCAUCACCAUCAAGGAAGCUUUGUCUAGAUGGACCUCUCGUCAAUUGAGAUUAUUUUUCCUCACCCAUACAUGGUCUUCCACUCUUGAUUACAAAGAGACCUCGAUGUUGGAGACUGUUUCUCUUGAAGCUUCAUUUGUUAAUUUUUUUGCACAGGUUGAUGCGGUAAUUAGAGGCCUUGGAGAAGACUCCCAAUUUGUAUCGUUUUUUGGCGAUGAAGAGAAAAGCUUGUCGCAGUCUCUGUUUGCUUGCCAAGAAGCCGUGCAUGCUUCCCUUUGCGACUCGUUUGAUACGCCCUCUGUCUUGAAAUCGCUUAACGCUCUGAUGAGCGAUUGCAGAGUGUACUUGAAAAACAAGGGAGAUGCGUCCGUUUACUCGCAAUUGCUUAGUGAAAUCUCUGCUUAUAUUGAGAAGAUUUUAAAGGCCUUUGGGGUUAGUUUUGCGAACCUUAACGACCAAUGCACCGUGUCGCAGAGCUCCUUAUUUGCCAAAUCUGCACACCUGAUUUCAUCCUUCAGGGAUAAGCUAAGGGCCCUCUCCUUUGAAGCGCUUCAGAAAGGCCAGCAAAUCAGUCCAAAAAUGCUUCUCGAAUUGUGCGAUCAGCUUCGAGACAAUGGUUGCCCCGAUCUUGGCGUUAUUUUGGAGGAUAGGACCACUGAAGGAAGUGGCCAUCUAGCUGCGCUUGUAAAGAUCCUUGACCAGGAUACUUUAAAAAGGAUGAAAGAAGAGAAGGAGCAGAGCAUGCAGGCCUCGCUGCACAAAAAGAAAGAAAUGGCAGCCAUAUCUCAACAGCGCCAGGCACAAAGACAUACCAGAGCACUAAUUUGCCCUUCGGAAAUGUUCAAGGAUCUGUCUUUGUAUUCAAAAUUUGACGAACAGGGAAUCCCUACACAUGAUGCUGCAGGGGAGGAAUUGCCAAAAUCGCGCAUAAAAAAGCUGAUAAAAGAAUAUCAGCAGCAGGAAAAGUUAUUUCGUUCCAAAAAUGAAUGA